AUGAGAGUGCUUCUGUAUUUGAGCUCCCUAGCACUUGGAGCUGCCUAUGUUUGGGCCGUUGCCAUAGAACGUCCCAUGAGCACACUGGUGAAAGAGACCUUGACCCUGCUUUCUGCUUACCGAGCUCAACUGACAAGCAAUGAGACCGUGAGGGUUCCUGUUCCUACCCAUAAAAAUCACCAACUAUGCAUUGAGGAAAUCUUUCAGGGAAUUGACACGCUGAAGAAUCAAACUGUCCCUGGGGAUGCUUUGGAAGAACUGUUCCAAAACUUGUCUGCCAUAAAGAAAUACAUUGACCGCCAAAAGGAAAAGUGUGGCCAGGAAAGACGGAGAACAAAGCAGUUCCUGGAUUAUCUGCAGGAGUUUCUUGGUGUCAUAAGUACUGAGUGGCCGGUAGAAAACUGGGACUGAGCUGGCCAAAUGGAG
Jaculus jaculus (lesser Egyptian jerboa) is the source of this 426-nucleotide messenger RNA. RefSeq names its product interleukin 5 (gene Il5). Gene Ontology annotation, molecular function: growth factor activity; interleukin-5 receptor binding. Gene Ontology annotation, cellular component: extracellular region. NCBI's taxonomy places the organism in Eukaryota, Metazoa, Chordata, Mammalia, Rodentia, Dipodidae. Gene Ontology annotation, biological process: immune response. The coding region runs from base 1 to 411 and encodes 136 amino acids. The record is from RefSeq and is a predicted model, not a curated record. The transcript is spliced from 4 exons.